Molecule: messenger RNA, 2385 nt
Organism: Galeopterus variegatus (Sunda flying lemur)
Lineage: Eukaryota; Metazoa; Chordata; Mammalia; Dermoptera; Cynocephalidae
Gene: GDPD2
Product: glycerophosphodiester phosphodiesterase domain containing 2
Exons: 15
Coding region: 493-1875 (460 amino acids)
Biological process (GO): lipid metabolic process
Cellular component (GO): membrane
Molecular function (GO): glycerophosphodiester phosphodiesterase activity
Source: RefSeq, a predicted model, not a curated record
AAAGCCCCGGCAGUGACUGGGAGGGGAACAGGAGGAGGGACAGAGGGACGGGGAAGUCUGCACAAAGGAAUUCCUCACCCCAAGCCCCCUGACUGCCAGCAAGUAAAGAAGAGAAGCAGAUCUGCUCUCCCUCCUCCUCCCUGCCAUCUUCCCACCCAAGCUGGGCCCAGGCCAUAGAGCAGCGGCAGGCCUCCCAAGAGGACCCACACAGCCUCCUGUAGGUAGCAACAGUGCCACCUGUUUGACCGGUGAGGCUUGAGCCAAGGACUGGAAGAGGGAGGAGACAGACAACUCUGGAGAGGAGCUGGGAAGCAGUGCAGAACAGAGAGCAGAGCAGAGCAGAGCUGCCGCUGAGAAAAGUGCGACUGUGUCUGGUUUGGCCUACUCUUCCUCACCUUCCUCCUCUCCCUGGGCUGGCUGUACAUCGGGCUCAUCCUUCUCAAUGACCUGCACAACUUCAAUGAAUUCCUAUUCCGCCACUGGGGACACUGGAUGGACUGGUCCCUGGCAUUCCUGCUGGUCAUCUCUCUACUGGUCACAUAUGCAUCCCUGCUACUGCUCCUGGCCCUGCUUCUGCAGCUCUGUGGACAGCCUCUGCACCUGCACAGUCUCCACAAGGUGCUGCUGCUCCUCAUUAUAUUUCUUGUGGCCGCUGGCCUUGUGGGACUGGACAUCCAAUGGCAGCAGGAGUGGCAUAGCUUACGCCUAUCACUGCAGGCCACAGCCCCAUUCCUUCAUAUUGGAGCAGUCGCUGGAAUCACUCUUCUGGCCUGGACUGUGGCUGAUAUCUUCUACCGUAUCCACCAAAGAGGUGCCAAGAUUCUGCUACUGCUUCUAUUUUUGGGAGUUACCCUGGUCAUCUACCUGGCCCCCCUAUGCAUCUCCUCACCCUGCAUCAUGGAACCCAGAGACUUACCUCCCAAGCCUGGGCUGGUGGGACACCGAGGGGCCCCCAUGCUGGCACCCGAGAACACCCUGAUGUCCCUGCGGAAGACAGCUGAAUGUGGAGCUGCCGUAUUCGAGACCGACGUGAUGGUCAGCUCCGAUGGGGUCCCCUUCCUCAUGCAUGAUGAGCACCUGAGCAGGACCACGGAUGUAGCCUCUGUGUUUCCAGCCCGAAUCACAGCCCACAGCAGUGACUUCUCCUGGGCUGAACUGAAGAGACUCAAUGCUGGGGCCUGGUUCCUAGAGAGGCAGCCCUUUUGGGGGGCCAAGCAGUUGUCGGGCCCUGAUCAGAAAGAGGCUGAGAAUCAGACAGUACCAGCAUUAGAAGAGCUAUUGAAGGAAGCUGCAGUCCUCAACCUUUCCAUCAUGUUUGACUUGCGCCGACCUCCACAAAACCACACAUACUAUGACACUUUUGUGAACCAGACAUUGGAGACUGUACUGAGGGCAAGGGUGCCCCAAGCCAUGGUCCUUUGGCUACCAGAUGAAGAUCGGGCUAAUGUCCAACAACGGGCACCCAGAAUGCGCCAGAUAUAUGGACAGCAGGGAGGCAACAGAACUGAGAGGCCCCAGUUUCUCAACCUCCCCUAUCAAGACUUGCCACUGUUGGAUAUCAAGGCAUUGCAUCGGGAUAAUGUCUCAGUGAACCUAUUUGUAGUGAACAAGCCCUGGCUCUUCUCCCUGCUCUGGUGUGCAGGGGUGGAUUCGGUCACCACCAAUGACUGCCAACUGAUGCAGCAGAUGCAUUACCCAGUCUGGCUUAUUCCCCCUCAAACCUAUCUAAUGAUGUGGAUCAUUGCCAAUUGUAUCUCCACCUUGCUGCUUCUGUGGACCUUCCUCCUCCAAGGGAGAUGUGCUAAAGAGAGAGAGAGAACUGGUUUAGAGACAGCAGUGCUGCUGACCAGGAUCAACAAGUUCAUAAGGGAGUGAAUACCCUGCCCUGGCCCCCCAUCAGCUGGAUUCUGAGGCCUGUCUGCAUUGGCCAACAGCAAGGGAAGGAGGGUGGCUAAAGUGGAAUGUCUUGGGCAUAGUGGAUUGUGGUGAGGAUAACUUUGCCAACAGGAGGUUUCAAACCAUGUGGUGGGGCCUGUGCCCAGAUGGUGGGCAUGCCAUUAAAUCUGCUCCCCAUGGGAUUUUGACCUGAGAUGGUUGGGAAGACAGUGAGUCAUGAGAAGUUUCUCCCAAAAUGAAACUAGAAAAGAGGAAGCAAAAGAGAGAUUGCCAAGAUAAUGUCUCAGACUUGUGUGCACAUGCCCUUGUGUAGAAGGCACAGGGUGUGUCAGGGUGGUACAGCUUGGAACAGUGACUGAAGGUAAUGACAAAAUGGCCUUUCCUGAACAACUGUAAGAUGAUGGACACAACAUCCUCACUCCGUGUACUGUCUCCCCUGACCCUUGCAAUUUUAGCUGCUUUCCUGCCUAGAGGGUAAGAGCUAAAGAG